This is a messenger RNA of Panicum virgatum (switchgrass), 1306 nucleotides long. RefSeq lists its product as uncharacterized. Gene Ontology annotation, molecular function: pyrimidine nucleotide-sugar transmembrane transporter activity. Lineage: Eukaryota; Viridiplantae; Streptophyta; Magnoliopsida; Poales; Poaceae. The record is from RefSeq and is a predicted model, not a curated record. The coding region runs from base 378 to 785 and encodes 135 amino acids. The transcript has 8 exons. Gene Ontology annotation, cellular component: Golgi membrane. Gene Ontology annotation, biological process: pyrimidine nucleotide-sugar transmembrane transport.
CUCCAUGUCAAUCCUCACUAGGAUGUUCUCAAAUGCUAAUCCCAAUCUCAACUAUUUUUGUGUCCAUUCAGGUUGUUCCGUCCCAGGGAUAUCAACCAAAUGCUUUGAUCUUGAUGGAUAUGGGACAAGGGCUCGGUACAAAAAUGCUGCUUCAGCAACUUCGAGUCUUAGCACUGCAGGAGGGCCAAAGGGCAAGAAUACUUGGAAGCUCAAGUAAGUGUUAUUCCUUGCAAUUAUUGUACUAUAUCUGAUACUUUCUGGAAUCAAUCUAUUUUCUGGCAAUAUGUUCCGCCAGGUCCUAUGUUUACAGAACAUGGAACAGUCAAGGCAUUACCGAAGAUAAUAGGGGAUGAUUUUACAGUUAACUACAUCAUUCGAUGAAGUUACCCCAUUUCUGCUAUACUUUACAUGGUGAAGAACUUGUUGCAGUAUUAUAUCUUUGCAUAUGUGGAUGCACCAGCUUACCUGAUCCUGAAAAAUCUGAAUAUUAUCAUCACCGGUGUCUUAUACCAUAUCAUUCUAAAGAAAAGUUGAGUGAAAUACAGUGGGCUGCAUUUAUUCUGUUAUGUGCUGGUUGCACUAUUGCUCAGCUCAAUCCCUCGUCAGAUCAUGUUCUGCAGACCCCUAUUCAAGGUUGGAUGAUGGCAAUUGUGAUGGCUCUUUUAAGUGGUUUUGCUGGUGUAUAUACAGAAGCUGCAGGACAGGACAGUAGGACGCCGGGGGACAGCAGACCUCGUCACUGCACGGCGGCAUCUGCGCUCCGGUCCACGGCACGCGGUUGUUGACCGUCAGGACUGCUGCUGACGCGGCGCACGCAAGCGACGCGCAGCCUUUCCUGCGCGCGGCGCGCUGCCUCCUUAGAUUUUUUUUUUUUCGAGGGGUACGUACGCCUCCUUAGAUUUUUUUUUUUUAGGCUCACGUACGCCUCCUUAGAUGGGCCAUGCGGCUUGGACAACGACGACGCCUCAUUUCCUGAUGGGCCACCAACCCAACAAACGGAUCUGAGGCCUCUACUAGGCAGGGCCCGCGCGCUCCCAGGCCCAGGUUGGCGAAUCAAAAACUGGGCCGGUACCCAGUCCAGCGCGCGCAUCGCUCCGUGUUUGUCUGGGCCAAGCUGAAUCAAUUUGCGUGGACCGAAACUGUUUGAGUCAGAGUUGUACUAGGAAAAUGUGCAGUUGCGAGUGACGUCCCCGUCACCAAAUUACCGUUCCUGAAAACCUGAACCAUGUGUGUGUGGGAAGGGAACCCUUGGGCGAUGUAUUGGCAAGUGUGAAUGGUAGUAAACACACAAGUCACGUUUCUCGAG